UCUCCUGGCCACUUCUGAAUUUUUCUGAAAUAAAAAAUAUUUGAAAGCGGGUUUUCCAAAAAAGCCUGCAAUAUCUUCCUCGUAGUGAAUGCUCUUCAUAAUAGAAAACGCCUAUGUGCCGCCUGUUACGCGCAAACAGCUCACCAAGAUAAACAAACAACAGACCUCCCACUGGUUUCGAAAUUGGUUGCGAUGUUCAUGCGCGGAACCGAAUAGAUUAAAGUCAGUGGCGGUGGCAAAUAUCGGGAGAUGUUACUAAACCGCAUUGUUCCCGCGAAAAAAUUGGCCCGGGGUGGGGUAAGCACCUGGGUCAACAAUGUGGCAUGCUUGGCAAGCCGGACAAUCCAGACGGGGCCGUCUAGUUCUUUGCCAGUCGACUCUUCUGACGGCAAGCCGAAUUUAGAGGUCCUUCAACCAUUGAAACGGGGAAUCACCAAAGUGCAAAAAAUUAGUAGAGCUAUGCAAGUUUACCUUGAUCGCGCUAGAAAACACGAAGACUUCCUUAAAAAACAGGGAGAAGAAUUUGACCUUGGCAAGAGACAUCUCGCCAAUAUGAUGGGAUGGGACCCCGACAAUAUAACUCAAGAAGACAUUGAUAAAGCGAUUGCAUACCUUCUGCCAUCGGGCCUGUACGAGCCCCGCGCGCGACCCAUGAUGAAGCCGCCGGAGGAUGUUUUUCCACGGGAAAAAGCUGCCGAGUUCGAUUACUCAGGCAGACCAUUUAAUUAUCUAUUUUAUACAGGUAAAGCCAAUUUUUACUGCUUGCUACAUGACGCCGUUGCCGAAUUGAACAAACUGAACAAACGCGAGGUCCGAAUGGUUCAGUUAGGUUACAGGUACGCUUCGGAAAAAUGCCAGAUGUCCUCGCGAGGUACUCGGUGGGUUACCAAAGCCGAAUUAGAAGAAUUGCUAGUCGAAACCUUAACUGGCGAGAACUAUGAAUAUUUCGUUCGCACUAUGACACGGCUUAUGGAGCAUCCGUAUUCUCUGGAAGCCCAGGAAUUUCUCUCAAAUUUACGGAGAAGUCAAGUUUCGAGUGUAGCUCAGCAGGUAAUUGAGCCGGUUAAGCACGACGAACAGGGUAAUCCGUAUGUGGAGGCUCGAGGUAUGCGGAAAUCUGCUAUCGCGAAGGUCGUUGUCUAUGGCAAUGGAACGGGUCGCGUCAUGGUAAAUGGCUUAUCGAUCAACGAAUAUUUCGCGGAGAUAAAGGACCGUAUACAGAUAAUGUUUCCGCUACAGUUUGCUGGUUUGCUCAACAAAGUUGACGUCAACGCUACGAUCUUCCUUAAAAAAAGUGAAUAUGUGGAGGGCGAAAAAGCGCAGUUAACUGAGCAAGAACUCCAGAAACUACGGAAGCCGGUGCGGCUAGGUGAAGGCUCCAUGGCCGAGGCUGGAGCGAUACGGCUCGCCAUUGCUAGAGCACUAUGCUCAUUCGUUAGCGAACAAGAAACAGAAACGAUGAGACUAGCUGGCUUGUUAACACAAGAUCCGCGUAUCCGUGAAAGAAAGAAACCGGGACAGAUGGGAGCGCGCCGAAAGUAUACCUGGCUCAAACGAUAAUAUUAACAGCAAUUGAGUUUACUUCAUUUUAAUAAAAUAGACCGUAUUGAUACA
Varroa destructor (honeybee mite) is the source of this 1614-nucleotide messenger RNA. It is a transcript of the gene mRpS9, whose product is annotated as mitochondrial ribosomal protein S9. NCBI's taxonomy places the organism in Eukaryota, Metazoa, Arthropoda, Arachnida, Mesostigmata, Varroidae. The record is from RefSeq and is a predicted model, not a curated record. Gene Ontology annotation, cellular component: mitochondrial small ribosomal subunit; ribosome. Gene Ontology annotation, biological process: translation. Gene Ontology annotation, molecular function: RNA binding; structural constituent of ribosome.